Molecule: messenger RNA, 872 nt
Organism: Gekko japonicus
Lineage: Eukaryota; Metazoa; Chordata; Lepidosauria; Squamata; Gekkonidae
Gene: SAMD15
Product: sterile alpha motif domain containing 15
Exons: 3
Coding region: 47-739 (230 amino acids)
Molecular function (GO): protein binding
Source: RefSeq, a predicted model, not a curated record
GCCGCCGCGCUGGGAUGCUCCGACGGUUGGGCACAGACCUGUCAAGAUGGACGGUAAGCCGGAGGAAGUGGUGGAUGACGAAGACGACGAGGUCUACGAUGACUACGACGACGGAGACGACGAUGACGACGACGACGAGGUGGAGGACGAGGAAGGGGGCGCCUGGGUCUCCCGCCGAAAGCGCCCAUUGCGCAUGCCCGAGGCUCUGGUGGAGCUGACGCCGGACUCCAAAGCGAGCCUCGGGACUGAAUCGAAAGGUUUUUCCGAAGAGGAAACUGAGGAAGAAUUCGAAGGCGAGGCCGCGUGUCCGCCCACGACUGGCCCCGCCUUUUUAACCUGGACCCCCGCGGAAGUGGCUGAUUGGAUAGAGUCGUUGGGCUUCCCCCAAUACAAGGAAUGUUUUACUGAAAACUUUAUCUCUGGGCGCAAGCUCAUCCAUGUAAACUGUUCAAAUCUGCCACAGAUUGGGAUAACUGAUUUCGAGCAUAUGAAGGAAAUUUCCCGUCAUGUGCGACUACUGCUGGACACAAAGGAGCCUCUUUUUUCCAGAAGCAUCGCUCUCCCUUACAGAGAUAACAUGGGCUUAUUUCUAGAACAAAAAUCUCGGACUGGAAAACGAAGUGACGCCCUCACCUAUCCUAAGUUUAUCCAGGAUGCACAGUUACAGAUGUAUGAGCCAAGUUCUUCAAUUUCAAGACAAGUGCCAAGUCCAAAUUUAAGUUCACUUUCCUCAAAAUAAUAACUGUAGUUGUGGCCUUUACAGUGCUGUGAAUCUCUUUCCUACAUCUGAGUGGUGGUCCCCACUCUCUAAGUAUAUUUAUGUUACUUAUUUUAAACAUUUCUGUGCCACCUUUCAAUCUAAAUAGGGUUCC